Molecule: messenger RNA, 74 nt
Organism: Oldenlandia corymbosa var. corymbosa
Lineage: Eukaryota; Viridiplantae; Streptophyta; Magnoliopsida; Gentianales; Rubiaceae
Source: the annotation of a GenBank genome assembly
GGGCCUGUAGCUCAGAGGAUUAGAGCACGUGGCUACGAACCACGGUGUCGGGGGUUCGAAUCCCUCCUCGCCCA